UUAUUUUGAAAAUAUCUAACAGAAAUAUUUUUACAAAUUUAAUUACCAAACUGCUCAACCGUCUACACCAAACGUAGGGAUAGUUUUGUAAAAAUUACAUAUCUAACGAUCUAUUGUAACCUCCGGCGUUGCUCCCUGUUUCUCACUCAUCUAUUCAACUCAGCUCCGACGAACUUCGCCGCCACCGACUUUCCGCCGGUUUACUUCUCCUCUUUGUCUUUCAGGAGAGCCUUGGCAUAACAUGUAAAGUUGCUAUCAUGUGACCAGAAUGUCACGAGUUCGAGUCGCAGAAAUAGCCUUUUGCAGAAAUACGAGGUCAAGGUUGACAUUUAACUGGGACGAGCAAUAAUAGGCUAAAUGGUCAUUAGCUCAGAUCAGCUUUUCAGGUUAUAGUCAAUCAGUGUUAUAGCCAGUGCCAGACAAAGUGAUGCCUGCUAUGAAGUGAAAGAUCCUUGCAUAUAAUGUUGGCCUGAGAUGCACCCAAGGGUGUGGCCUGGUGGUUAAUGAAGUGGUAGGAAAACCAUAAGAUCUCGAGUUCAAAUCCUAGUGGAGGCAAAAAACUUGGGACUGCUAUUCAUGGUGGGAUUGGGCACGUAUUCAGCAAGCUAAUAAAGGAGAUUGGUGAUCCUGUUGACUUUGAACUUCCAGAAUGGUUAAAUAAAUGGCAGUCAAUGCCCUAUACCUUUAUUAAGCGCAAUAUAUACCUCACUAAGAAGGUAAAGCGACGUUUGGAAGAUGAUGGUAUAUUUUGUUCCUGCAGCUCAAUGGCAGAAAAUUCUGCUGUGUGUGGCAGGGAUUGUCUCUGUGGUAUAAUGUUGUCUAGCUGCUCCUCGGGUUGUAAAUGUGGGAGUUCUUGUCUGAAUAAGCCAUUCCAUCAACGCCCUGUGAAGAAGAUGAAAUUAGUGAAGACUGAGAAAUGUGGCUCUGGAAUUGUGGCAGAUGAAGAUAUCAAUCGAGGAGACUUUGUUAUAGAGUAUGUUGGAGAAGUUAUUGAUGACAAAACAUGUGAAGAGAGGCUUUGGAAAAUGAAACAUAGUGGGGAAACUAACUUCUACUUGUGUGAAAUCAAUCGGGAUAUGGUGAUUGAUGCCACUUACAAGGGCAACAAAUCCAGAUACAUUAAUCAUAGUUGUUGUCCAAAUACUGAGAUGCAGAAAUGGAUGAUUGAUGGUGAAACAAGAAUUGGCAUAUUUGCGACACGAAACAUUAAAAGGGGCGAGCAUCUGACCUAUGAUUACCAAUUUGUUCAGUUUGGUGCAGAUCAAGAUUGCCACUGUGGUGCUGUAAGAUGUAGGCGAAAGCUGGGCGUUAAACCUAACAAGCCAAAACUCCCUGCUUCAGAUGCUGCAUUAAAGAUAGUGGCAUGUCAGGUGGCUGCCACCUCUCCCAAAUUGAAAGCACUUCUAUCUACACGUCAUGUUUAUCAAACUGGAGUUCCUCCAAUAGGAUGUUCAGGUUAUGAUUCUGACAUAAAACUAAAGCGACCUCGUAAUUGCAUUGGCCAGGUUAUACGAAUUAUCCGCUCCUCUGACACAAGGUCCUUUGGAAUUGUAAGGCGGUUUGAUGCCAUCACCAAAAAACAUUUAAUCAUGUUUGAAGAUGGCUGUGUUCAGUACCUUGACCUGUCAAAAGAAGAUUGGGAAUUCUGCAACUUUCUUGAGUAAUCAGGUAUUAGCAGUCAGGAUAAGGAAAUGCACAAGAUUCAACCUCUUUAAGGAUAGAGGAUAUGACAUUGUGUCCAGAUCCAGAACAUUGAAUGGCUAUGUUGUACCAAAUGUACAAGUUUCAUUUACAUGUAGCUUUUUAGUAAUAAAGCUGCAAUUUCUGAUCGAUUUUUUUUCCAAUGUAAGCAUUAAAUCAAAGAUAGGAAACAUUCAUUACAAUGUAGCAUAGCAAAUGCACCUAUAGUUGACCUUUGAUCAUAAACAAUUCUUGAUGUUGUCUCACUAAUCAUGUUUCUUUGUCAAUAUCAAAUGGUUUUGUAAUUGGCUUGAUCACUAUAGGGAAACCUUUGUUCCUCCAAGCCAGAGUUGAUGGUGAUGAUGCAUGGUUUAGUAGGUAAAUGGGGUCAAAUGAGAAGAGAACCAUGAUUUUCAAAGUUUUCACCUGCUUUAUUGAUCAUUGGGUAUA
This is a messenger RNA of Solanum dulcamara, 2130 nucleotides long. Its product is annotated as histone-lysine N-methyltransferase ASHH3-like. Gene Ontology annotation, cellular component: nucleus; chromatin. Gene Ontology annotation, molecular function: histone H3K36 methyltransferase activity; protein binding. NCBI's taxonomy places the organism in Eukaryota, Viridiplantae, Streptophyta, Magnoliopsida, Solanales, Solanaceae. The transcript is spliced from 17 exons. Bases 672 to 1664 code for a protein of 330 amino acids. The record is from RefSeq and is a predicted model, not a curated record. Gene Ontology annotation, biological process: regulation of DNA-templated transcription.